AUGAAGAGGAUGAGCCUUCAUCUUGGGACCCUCGACGACCACCGCCAGCAGGCACUGCACAAGCCCGGCUGGGUCACGCAUAGGUAUAGGCGGAUUGGGAAAUCUGAUCAAUAUGUAGGAACAGCUUGCAUGUAUUUCAAACGCUUUUACCUCAAUAACUCGGUGAUGGAGUAUCAUCCUCGGAUAAUAAUGCUAACAUGCGCAUUUUUGGCCUGUAAAGUAGAAGAAUUCAAUGUGUCCAGUGCACAGUUUGUUGGUAACCUUCGAGAAAGCCCUGUUGGACAGGAAAAAGCUCUUGAACAAAUACUGGAAUAUGAACUACUGCUUAUUCAGCAGCUGAACUUCCAUCUCAUCGUCCACAAUCCGUACAGGCCAUUUGAGGGAUUUCUAAUCGAUUUGAAGACUCGCUAUCCAGUGCUGGAGAAUCCUGAAGUUUUGAGGAAAGCAGCUGACGACUUCCUCAAUCGAGUGGCUCUGACAGAUGCGUAUCUGCUCUUUACUCCCUCGCAGAUAGCUCUCACUGCCAUACUAUCUAGUGGUUCAAGAGCAGGAAUUAAUAUGGAAAGUUAUUUAUCAGAAAGUCUUAUGCUGAAAGAAAACAGAACAACCUUAGCCAAGCUACUGGAUGGCAUGAAAUGUAUGAAAAAUCUCAUAAAGAAAUAUGAACUGCCAAGGCCUGAAGAGGUUGCUGCUCUAAAACAGAAAUUAGAGAAGUGUCACAGCUCGGAGCUUGCACUUAAUACAAACCUGAAGAAGAGGAGAGGUUUUGAAGAUGAUGAAUAUGUCACAAAGAAAUCUAAAAAGGAUGAGGAAGAGUGGACUGAUGAUGAUCUUGUGGAGUCGGUGUGA
Messenger RNA from Opisthocomus hoazin, 849 nucleotides. Lineage: Eukaryota; Metazoa; Chordata; Aves; Opisthocomiformes; Opisthocomidae. The record is from RefSeq and is a predicted model, not a curated record.